CAGUCACUCGGCGCUGUUUAGUUGCACUCUGAUCGUCCGUCACUCAAUCCGAAAUGGCUCCCCUAGCGCCGACCAUAACGUUGAACAAUGGCCAAAAGAUGCCCGUGCUGGGUCUGGGCACGUGGUUGUCCCGCGAAGGUGAAGCUAUCGACGCGGUCAAAGCAGCCAUUGACGCUGGGUAUCGGCACAUUGACACCGCCUACUUGUACGCAAACGAGAAGGAAGUUGGCCAGGCGAUUCGCGAGAAGAUCGCAGAAGGCGUGAUCAAGCGCGAGGAUGUUUUCGUGACAACCAAGCUGUGGAACAACUUUCACGAUCCUCAGCACGUUGAGGAAGCGUUCAAUCGAUCGCUGGCCAACUUGGAUAUCGGCUACAUCGACCUGUAUCUGAUGCACUCGCCGAUGAGUUUCAAGUUUAUCGAUUGGGCGGCCCCGAAUCCGGAUUCUCCAGUGGCGCCGGAAUUUACCGAGGUGGACAUUGUGGACACGUAUCGUGCCAUGGAGAAACUGUUGAAAACGGGGAAGGUCAAGGGCAUCGGUGUGUCCAACUUUAACAGUGAACAGGUGAAGCGAAUUGUGAACGAGUGUGAGAUAGUUCCAGUGACCAACCAGGUUGAGUGCAAUCCAAAUCUGAACCAGCGGAAGCUCACGGAGUUUUGCAAAAAGUUGAACAUUACAAUCACCGCGUACAGCCCUCUUGGGCGUCCCAAUUAUUACGAGAAGGACCCAGUCAACACCCCCAAGCCAGCCCUGGACGAUCCUCGUGUUCUGGAGAUCGGCAAAAAGUACGGAAAAACUCCAAGUCAAAUCAUCCUUAGAUACCUGGUGGACAUCGGAACCAUCCCGGUGCCAAAAUCAGCAAACCCCGAUCGUCUCCGUCAGAACAUCGACAUUUUCGACUUCAAGCUGACCCCCGAGGAGAUCGCGAUCAUGGACGGCUUCAACACCGGGACACGAUCGGUCCCGUUCGCCGUGUGGGCGCCCCACAAGUACUACCCGUUCAACACCGAAUUCUGAGCAAAUAAACAUCAAAUUGCCGUGGCAAUCAA
Molecule: messenger RNA, 1048 nt
Organism: Culex quinquefasciatus (southern house mosquito)
Lineage: Eukaryota; Metazoa; Arthropoda; Insecta; Diptera; Culicidae
Product: 1,5-anhydro-D-fructose reductase
Exons: 3
Coding region: 54-1016 (320 amino acids)
Cellular component (GO): cytosol
Molecular function (GO): aldose reductase (NADPH) activity
Source: RefSeq, a predicted model, not a curated record